AAGGUAUAAAUUGCAAUGGUAUUGUAACGAAACCGCUACAUUACCGACGUACCGUGUAUACAAUUUUUUUUAUGUGAAGUUAAUGACAAAGUGUGGAUUAACGCCAUGAAUUUUAAGAUAAUUGUGGCGUUGUGUUGUCACAUCGUAUACGUGCAGACGGACGUAGCAGCAGGUCAAAACGGUUACCUACCUCCACAAAAGCCGGGAUAUCCGGGCAAACCGCCACAGUUUCCAACCCAACGUCCACCGAUACUGCCACCAUUCCAGCCCGGUCCAUCGACGAAGCCACCCUUCGGUCCACCUAGUCAACCACCAACCUACGGACCGCCAAAACAGCCCCCGCCCACGUAUGGUCCACCGUUUCAACCGACCUCGCCGCCCUAUCGCCCCCCUGUAGGUCCACCAACGCAACGGCCCCCGUUUACGCCCAGUAAACCCGGUACUCAGUAUCUACCUCCAAGCAUACCAACCCCUAGACCUACAGGACCCAGUUUUAAACCAGGCCCUGGCCCAAUCCCCGAGUACAACGGGAACGGAAUUGGAGACGAUCACCAUGGCCACCAUGAUCACCACCACCACCACGAACCUGGAAUGCCUUUCGAUUUUAACUAUGCGGUAGUUGAACCGGAAUAUGGCAAUGAUUACUCGCACAACGCCAUCAGUGAUGGAGACGUUACCAAAGGAGAGUAUCAGGUGCUUCUGCCCGACGGCCGUAAACAAAUCACCAAGUACACGGCCGACUGGGCUACCGGAUUCCACGCUCAGAGUCCUCCGAAAUACGAGUAUGGAUACAUGGUUCUGCACGGUGACGGCGGAGUCGGCCAGGGCAAGACGGAGGCGGGCGUUGGCGCUGUCGCCUCAGGGAGGUACUACGUCGAGGGGAAGAAUUCCAGCCAGGAGGUCGAGUACGUGGCGGACGAUGGGGGAUACCAUCCGUAUGUGGAGUACAACAACCGAGGCCCUCACAGCCGAACAGUCGCCCAUAUGGCUAUGGAUAAGGCGGCCAUCAAUACUUUAAAUCACAAGCGAGGACAGCACGUCAAGGUUGCUCCUGAAGAGCAUUAUAAGCAAAACGUUGAGGAUGACACUCGGCCUGUUGUUCUCGAGAAUUUGUACGACCAAUCCGUGGUUGCCUCGGAUCAGGAGCGUGCAAGACCGGACACUCCUGCCCCUGUCCAAACAAGACAAUAUGGCGACUAUGACCAACCUCAACAGUACGUUUACCUGACGUACCCGACUCAAGAACCGAACGAGCCUCCUCAACAGCAACAAGUAUACGUCGACCAGCCUCAAACAUUGCAAACGCUCCAGCAGUACCUGCAGUUUCCUUACCUGGAUAACACUCACCAAACACUGAUUCACGCAAGCGACAACUUUUUAGGGCCACCUUUGCUGUACGAAGUCCCCAGUAUCUUCCCCCCACUGCACCAGCAGGAAAGCUACACUAACAAUUACGAUCAAUCGCCAACAAAAUCCUCCAGCUACCGUUUUUUAGACAACUUCAAACACUUGGUCAGCGAUCAGGACAUCGUCGACAUCAACCAUCAAUCGAGUCCAUCAGCAGACACCCCAUCAGUAGCCGAAAAACUCGUGCGGCCCGAAAAACAAAACGACCACCGAGUUUUCUCAGACCAACCCAUUGUCGUGGCAGACUUUCGAAAGGAACCACCACCGACAACCCACCCUCCACCACGCACCGAAGGUGGUACGACCGUAGUGGUAACCCCGCGUCCCAUUCAGGCGGCCUUGCUGGCUCCGCUGACCGCCGGCGUCGAAUUGCCGGUACCCCCUCAGGAAAAACGGGUAAAUAUCGUCCACGAGAACUACGUAGUCGACGUCCAGCCGAGUAUACCCUACUAUCUUGGUAAAAUUGAGUACUACAACGGCGACGGAGACGGUAAAAGCAAUAACGUCACCGCCACCGCGACCCAACACCUAAAGCUAGGCGACUUUUUACAACGGCCGAUUAUCGAUCGACCCAAGCGUCCAACUUUGGCCCAGGCGUUGGGGCGUGAGGCGCAGAAACCCAGCACCGCUCAAGAACCCCAAGAGUCCAAGUACCAUCAGAAGGUGGCGCAGGUUCCAGUGCCGGUACCGGUAAAGGUGGUGGAUUCGCCGAGACCUCAGUACAAUAUACCGAAACCGUACCCCGUCCCGGUACCCAUCGUGCAAACCUUCUACCUUCCGAUCGAGCCCCCCAAACUUUACCCGCCACUCGAGCCCAACUUUAAGAGGAAGCCCAAGAACCUAGCGGCCGCCGCCAGCGUGCAAUCGAACAGCAGAGUGCCCUGCGUGAACGUUCGCCUAUUCGGCGUUAGCAAGCCGAUUUGCGAUAACUACAUCGGCCUGGUUCCGCCAAAGGUGCAAGCCCCCCAGGUGUACUUUAACGCUACGAGGAGCGGCGAGCGAAAGCAGAGAACCGCGAGGGAGGACUUCGAGAGCAAGAUACGAUGGGAGUACGGCUUCAGGCCACCUCUGAUACCCUCGAUGGCGAUCGAUGAGGAUGGAAACCCGAUUGAGAAGCACACGAGAUAGAAGGCGUUUUUUUUUGUUAUUGUAGGUUUAUUAUUUAUUUGUUACGGUAGUUUUAGUUUUAAGUUUAUCGUUUUGUAGUUUUAGGUAUAUUAAAGUACAAUGAAUGAA
Messenger RNA from Photinus pyralis (common eastern firefly), 2643 nucleotides. Its product is annotated as adhesive plaque matrix protein-like. The coding region runs from base 106 to 2535 and encodes 809 amino acids. NCBI's taxonomy places the organism in Eukaryota, Metazoa, Arthropoda, Insecta, Coleoptera, Lampyridae. The transcript is spliced from 6 exons. The record is from RefSeq and is a predicted model, not a curated record. Gene Ontology annotation, cellular component: extracellular matrix.